AAAUUUUGUCCAUUCGCAGGAAAUGUUGUUAUUUUCCUUUCAUCUCCCAAUUCCCACCAUGUGAUUUUCUCUGGUUCGAUGACAUUCUCCUCGUUCAUGUAAUCAAUCAAUGCCUUUCUUCGAUUCAUCCUCUCCAAUUCCCUUCUCUUCUUACCGUUUCUUUUUUUUUUACCUUUUCUUAGUGAUCUCCUUUCGUUUUUUCUUCUCCAUUGUUUAAUUUGAAGAAAUUGUGUCGAUUUUCCUGUCCCCGAAAACCCUUUUCAUUUUCCCGGAAAAUAUUCUUCAUUUGCCAUUAUUUUCCAUUUCCUUUACCGAAUUCUCAGUUUCCAUUUCCAAUUUUGGUUUUUUUUACGUAAUUCCUUCGUAAAAGUCGUUUUUGUUGUUGUUUUUCGAAUUUUUUAUAGUUUUAUAUAUUAAAAUGGAGAAGGACAAAUUACCAGGCUUACCGCCGACGGCAGGUAGAGUUUCGGGGUUAUCAUCUGCCGUAAAUGCUACGAACACUUCAAAUGCGAAACCCGAACCGGCGAAUUCCGGUCAAACUUCGGAUUCGAAUCGUUUCAGUCACGACAUAAGCAAAAUGCCUGAUAAUCCACCGAAAAACUUAGGCCACCGUCGUGCCCAUUCCGAAAUCAUAACUCUCCCGGAUGAUCUCAACUUCGACAGUGAUCUCGGCGUUUUUUCGGGGCCAACCGCAACAGACGGGCAUUCGUCCGACGAAACGGAGGAGGAAAUUUUGUCUACGUAUCUUGAUAUAAACAAGUUCAAUUCUUCUUCUGUCAUCUUGUCGUCUCAGGUCGGUAUGUUUUCAGCAACGGCGGCUCCGUCGGCUGCGGCGGGUACGGGAGGAGGGACGUGGACGUCGGGUGAGGAAAAUGCGAGUAAUGGUGUUGGGUCUUCUAGGAAGCCUAGAAGUAGGCACCAACAUAGCCUGUCGAUGGAUGGGUCGACAAGCAUUAAGCCGGAAAUGCUUGUGUCUGGUCUGGCGGAGGCUUCGCCGGCUGAGUCUAAGAAAGCAAUGUCCGCCGCUAAGCUUGCUGAGCUUGCUCUUGUUGACCCUAAGCGAGCUAAGAGGAUCUGGGCAAAUAGGCAGUCUGCUGCAAGGUCAAAGGAAAGAAAGAUACGAUAUAUAGCUGAGCUUGAGCGGAAAAUACAAACACUUGAAACAGAAGCAACCACACUCUCUGCUCAGCUGACUCUAUUACAGAGAGACUCCACUGGCCUGACUGCUGAAAAUAGUGAGUUGAAGCUGCGGUUGCAAACAAUGGAGCAACAGGUUUACUUGCAAGAUUCAUUGAAUGGUGCACUGAAAGAAGAAAUCCAGCGUCUAAAAGUGCUGACUUCUCAAUCCAUGUCAAAUGGUGGACCAAGGAUGAACUAUGCAUCUUUGGGAGGUAGUCAGCAACACUACCCGAAUAAUCAUGCUAUGCAGUCUCUUCUAACGGCGCAGCAAUUGCAGCAACUUCAGAUUCAGUCUCAAAAACAUCAGCAGCAUCAGAUCCCACCACAUCUACUGCAUCAACUUCAACAGCUACAACUGCAACAACAACAUCAUCAGGAGCAGCAACAGCAGACAAGAGAGAUGAGAGUUAGAGCAUCUAUGCUUUCACCAAACCGGAAAGAUGGUCCAUCAUCAGAUGUCAGCUCAACCGCAUCAAAUGAUUAGGAGUUAAAGGUCCUUAGGGCCAGGUAUUGAUGGGCCUUUUGCUUCCGGUUCAAAAACUUUUGGUUGCAAUCCGUUGUUAGACAGGACAACAUUUGUUCUUUCACAUCUAUCUCUUUAUAUUACAUUUAUU
Messenger RNA from Hibiscus syriacus, 1793 nucleotides. Its product is annotated as probable transcription factor PosF21. The transcript is spliced from 4 exons. The record is from RefSeq and is a predicted model, not a curated record. NCBI's taxonomy places the organism in Eukaryota, Viridiplantae, Streptophyta, Magnoliopsida, Malvales, Malvaceae. Gene Ontology annotation, biological process: regulation of DNA-templated transcription. Gene Ontology annotation, cellular component: nucleus. Bases 419 to 1663 code for a protein of 414 amino acids. Gene Ontology annotation, molecular function: DNA-binding transcription factor activity.